UGAGACUUUUUUCAACACAAAAAUAAACAUAAUUUAUGUUUUAAGUAAGUAUGUUCCUGUUGGAAAUAAGUUGUAAAUAUUAUCAAUUUAACUUAUACACUCCCCCAGUAACCUACGAGUUGAGAAGGGCUCGGAUAUAGUUCAGUGAUGGAGAACUUGUCUAGCAUGUAUGAAGCCCUGAUUUCAGUCUCACACCCUUUAAAAAGAAUGAACAGAGAAAUCAAAGAUCAAUAUAAAAUAAACAACUCAACAGAUGCAUUUGCUUAGAUUCUGUAGUGGGUGCAGUAACUUCUUCAGACUCUGAGCGCCGCUAUUCACCUACGAAGAGCAAAACGCCGCCAGAGCUCAGUCGGGAUUCUCAGGGUCCAAAGGCUUAAAGCCUCUCAGUUCCCGCAAAACGGCUCCUGGGCUGCAACGAAAAUCACCCAGGAAUUUAAGGUGCUCCAUCCGAGACUCCUGAGGCCACAGAAAGAAGAAAAGAACCGGGUAAAACACACAGCGCGCCCGGCUGAUGGGAGAGAGCUUUGAGAAAAUUCCGUGGUCAGGAGACAAUGGCCGCACAAAGGAAUCUCUUAGAGCGCACCAAACUGGUCCUCCUUUUCCUGUGGAUGCCCUGGGAGUCCGCAGCUCGGCAGAUCCGCUACUCCAUUCCUGAAGAACUAGAAAAAGGCUCUUUUGUGGGCAACAUCUCCAAGGACCUGGGGCUGGAGCCCCGCGAGCUGGCGGAGCGCGGGGUCCGCAUCGUCUCCAGAGGUAGGUCGCAGCUUUUCUCUCUGAACCCGCGAGGCGGCAGCUUGGUCACUGCAGGCAGGAUAGACCGGGAGGAGCUGUGCGCUCAGAGCGCGCCCUGUCUCCUCAGCUUUAACAUCCUUGUGGAAGACAGGGUGAAACUUUUCGGGAUAGAGAUAGAGGUAACGGAUGUCAAUGACAAUGCGCCAAAAUUCCAAGCAGAAACUCUAGAUGUAAAAAUUAAUGAAAAUGUCGCAUCAGGGAUGCGUUUUCCUCUCCCGGAAGCUAUUGAUCCGGAUGUGGGCGUGAACUCUCUGCAGAGCUACCAGCUCAGCCCCAAUAAGCACUUCUCCCUAGGCGUUCAGAGUCGUGCUAACGGCGUCAAGUAUCCAGAGCUCGUGCUGGAGCACGCCCUAGAUCGUGAGGAAGAGGCCAUUCACCACCUGGUCCUCGUGGCCUCUGACGGUGGUAACCCUCCCAGAUCCGGCACGGUCCUCAUCACUGUGACUGUCUUUGAUACAAAUGACAAUGCUCCAAUCUUCACCUCGCCUGAAUACCGAGUGAAUAUUCCAGAGAACUUGCCUGUGGGCACGCCGCUGCUAAAAGUGACUGCCACCGACAAGGACGAAGGCGCCAAUGGAGAAGUGACAUACUCCUUCCGAAAAUUACAGGACACACAACUGUUGAAAUUCCAGCUGGACAAAAGUACUGGGGAGAUAAAAAUAUCUGAAAAUCUAGACUACGAAGAAAUGAGUUUCUAUGAAAUAGAAAUCCAAGCUGAAGAUGGAGGGGCCUAUCUUGCAACUGCCAAAGUGUUGGUUACAGUAGAAGACGUAAACGACAACACUCCGGAGGUGACCAUCACCUCUCUCUUUAGUCCAGUGGCUGAAGACUCGCCUGUGGGAACUGUCAUAGCCCUUUUGAACGUGCAUGAUUUAGACUCUGGGCAGAACGGAGAGGUAACCUGUUCCCUCUCAGGGAAUCUGCCGUUUAAAUUAGAAAAGUCCAUUGACAGUUACUAUAGACUAGUGACAGAAAGAGCCCUUGACAGGGAGCGGGUGUCCUCUUACAACAUCACAGUAACAGCCGCGGAUGGCGGGUUUCCGCCUUUGUCGACCAAAGCUCACUUCACUCUGCACGUGGCGGACAUCAACGACAACCCACCCACCUUCUCUCAGGCCUCCUACUUUACCUAUAUCCCAGAGAACAACCCCAGGGGCGCCUCCAUCUUCUCGGUGACCGCCCUGGAUCCCGAUAGCAAAGAGAACGCCCAGAUCGUUUACUCUCUGGCUGAAGACACCAUCGAGGGGGCACCGCUUUCUUCCUACAUAUCCAUCAACUCAGACACUGGCAUCCUGUAUGCGCUCUGGUCCUUUGACUAUGAGCAGUUUCGUGAACUGCGGGUGCAGGUGACUGCCAGUGACAGCGGGAAGCCUCCCCUCAGCAGUAACGCGUCAUUGACCCUGUUUGUGCUGGAUCAGAACGACAACUCCCCGGAAAUCUUGUACCCGCCACCCACCGAUGGCUCUACUGGUGUAGAGCUUGCUCCCCGAUCAGCAGCUGGCUAUCUGGUGACCAAGGUGGUGGCGGUGGACAGAGACUCGGGACAGAACGCCUGGCUGUCCUACCGCCUGAUCAAGGCCAGCGAACCUGGGCUCUUCUCGGUGGGGCUGCACACGGGCGAGGUGCGCACCGCGCGGGCCCUGCUGGACAGAGAUGCCCUCAAGCAGAGUCUGGUGGUGUCUGUGCAGGACCACGGCCAGCCCCCUCUCUCCGCCACGGUCACUUUGACUGUUGCAGUAGCCGACAGCAUCCCUGAUGUUCUGGCAGACUUGGGCAACCUGGAGCCACCGCAGGACUCUGAAGCCUCAAGCCUCACCCUCUACCUAGUCGUGGCCGUGGCAGCGGUCUCCUGUGUUUUUCUCGCCUUUGUCAUUGUGCUGUUGGCUCUCAAACUUCGGCGCUGGCACAAGUCUCACGCGCUUCAGUCUUCGAGAGAUGGAUUGGGUGGCCUGCCUGCCUCUCAGUAUGUGGGCGUGGACGGGGUGCGCGCUUUCUUGCAGACCUAUUCGCACGAGGUUUCCCUAACUGCUGAUUCGAGCAAGAGUCACCUGAUCUUCCCGCAGCCCAACUACGCAGACACGCUCAUCAGCCAGGAGAGCUGCGAGAAAAAAGAUCCUUUGUCUCUGUUAGAUGAUUCGAAGUGCCCUGUAGAAGAUGCCCCGCUGGUGCCAGUGAGUGCUGAUUUUACCUUUUCUUUAAACAAUUAUGAUCAGAUCUACAUUUAGGCUUGAAUCCAGGUGGUGGAAAUAUUAGAUCUCUUUUAAACCACCGUUCCGGUGACACUUGCCUCUCGCUAAAACAUUAAAGAGUUGAAUCUGGUGGUUAAGACUGUUUGGAAACUGUCAUGAAAAUCACCCAGAUUGCCAUAAGGUUGUUAUGAAUAGCCAUGCAGAACCUUGUGUCGCUGAGCACAACAUUGGCGGUUCCUAAAAGGGAACUAACUUCCUAUAGAAGUGUCUGUUGGUUGCGCUGCAACCCUACUGGUUUAGACAGCUCUUUUGAAGGCAAGUGUGUCAAAAUUAGGUAAACGUCAGAAACAAAUGCAUUAGCCCCACCAGAUACACAAGCCACAUCCAAGGCUGUUCACUGUAGUUCUUUGAGGACAACGUCAGUAUGUUUUUGCAGUUAUAUUUCUCAAACAAUACUUUAUAUACUCCUUAGAGAUUUUAAGUUAUUCGUUGAUAUUCAAUCAACAAUUCAUAACUACGUGCUUAGAAUCUUUAUAAGCAAAAUCAUACCCAUAUGGCUUUCCUUUUGCAUAUAAUUAUGUAACCUCUUACUAUAUGAGAGAUACAGGCUUUUAAUUUGACUUUCCUUGCCCAAUGAGGAUUCUAAGAAUUUAUACGGUUGAAUUGAGAUUUUGGAUUCUCUUUGUCUUUUUUUCCCCCUUCAAAAUUAAACAUGUCAGUAAUUAAGGCUAACAUGUAAAUAUGGAUUGGGGGUGGGCAAUGUCUGUGUUCCCAAGAACAGAAGCUAAACGUGUGAUAAGGGUAUUUCUCUUUAAUGUAGAAGAAAACUCAGAGGUAACGCAAAAGCACUGGGACUGAACUUUCAGAUAAACUAAGAGCCAAGAGCAAAGGAAGAAAAGGCAGUUCUUCGGGAGGGUCAGAAUUUAAGCAAAGAUGGGCAUGAAACCCUUCUAAGUCAAUGAUUGGUGGAGGUACUGGUGAGCACAUUUAGUUCAAGAAAACGGUGAUGCAUUUGGUUCGAACUUUGGAUUUAUUAUUACUCUACAGAAAUUACUAGAAAAAGGAGUGUUCUACCAAGUCUCACAAUACAUCUGAGACCCUGACAUUUUUGUGUCAACACUUGGUUAACUGUAGAUUCAUGGAAGGUAAGUACACAUUCUGGAGUUAUAAUACAAUUUACUCAUUGAAACUAUUGCUCCACAUCUUUCCCCCACAAGAGUAAUAAUUAUUAUGUAUAUAUUUCAGUCCGUUAUUUGAAAAAAAAAGCAAGCUUCAACAGCACUCUUUUGACGUUGUAAAGAGUCUAUUAAAAUUCUUAGGGAUAGAGGGAAGGCUCAGUGGUUGGGAGCAUUGAUUGCUCUUCCAGAGGACCCGGGUUCAGCUCCUAGCACUCAC
Peromyscus leucopus (white-footed mouse) is the source of this 4376-nucleotide messenger RNA. Its product is annotated as protocadherin gamma-A10. Gene Ontology annotation, molecular function: calcium ion binding. Gene Ontology annotation, cellular component: plasma membrane. The record is from RefSeq and is a predicted model, not a curated record. Gene Ontology annotation, biological process: homophilic cell-cell adhesion. NCBI's taxonomy places the organism in Eukaryota, Metazoa, Chordata, Mammalia, Rodentia, Cricetidae.